Messenger RNA from Trichoderma breve, 1626 nucleotides. RefSeq names its product KH domain-containing protein. Lineage: Eukaryota; Fungi; Ascomycota; Sordariomycetes; Hypocreales; Hypocreaceae. Gene Ontology annotation, molecular function: mRNA binding. Gene Ontology annotation, biological process: regulation of gene expression. Bases 1 to 1626 code for a protein of 541 amino acids. The transcript has 5 exons. Gene Ontology annotation, cellular component: nucleus; cytoplasm. The record is from RefSeq and is a predicted model, not a curated record.
AUGGCCGAGCCUGCGCAUCCUGAUAUCCAGAGCAUCUUGGCCGCGCUUGCUUCCCAAAGGCCUCCGUCGUCAGCCUCGACCCAGACGCCGCCCGCAUCUGCUGGCGCAUACCCAGCACCGCCUGGCAGCGCUCAGCCAGCGUCGUAUCAACCCCCGCCCCCAGGCGUCGCGGGUUUUGCUCCUCCCGGCUCUGCCCUGCCCGCUCCCGCCUCCAGCGGCAAUGUCGACCUGAGCGCUCUUCGACCCGUCAACUCGGGCACGAUGAACUUUGACGACGUUAUUUCCAAGGCGAGAGCGUAUGCGACCGAGAAGGGCAUUACGCCUUAUGACCGCCCGCUCGUCUAUGGCUCAGAACCCAGAACCUCUGACAGGUCCUUCCGCCGAUCCAGAUCACGAUCUCCUCCUCGCGGCGGCGGCGACUAUCAUAAUGGCAGCUCAUACCGAGACGAUCGUCGUGGGGCUCCUCAGGGUCGAGAAUAUCGCGAGCGCUCCUACUCUCCCCCAUCACGUGGACGCACCUUUUCCCCUCGUGGCGGCGCCGGUGCCGGCCGAGAAAGAUCUCCUCUGAGAGGUGGUGAUGACAACUCCGAGACGAUUCAGAUAGAGUCCAGUCUGGUUGGCCUUAUCAUCGGCCGCCAAGGAGAGAAUUUGCGACGGAUCGAAGCUGACACCAAUUGCCGUGUCCAAUUCUUGGCGGCUACCGAUGGUGGUCCCUUCCGACAGUGCAAGAUCACUGGUCCACGUGCUCGUCGUGCCGAAGUCAAGACAGCCAUCAAUCGCAUCAUCGAAGAUAGUGGAAUGGGAGCCCUUAACCGCGCCCAGGAAAAGCCUCGUGAUCCUGCUCGAGGCGGAGCAGCGGCUUUGAGGGAUGGCGAGGACCAUAUGCAAAUCAUGGUUCCGGAUCGCACAGUCGGCCUCAUCAUCGGACGGGGAGGCGAGACUAUCAGGGAUCUACAGGAGCGAUCUGGCUGCCACAUCAACAUUGUUGGGGAAUCUAAGAGCGUCAACGGUCUGCGUCCCGUCAAUCUCAUUGGUAGUCGUGAGGCGGCCGCUCGGGCCAAAGAUUUCAUCAUGGAAAUUGUGGACAGCGACAGCCGGGGCGAUGGUCCGGCCUCUGGCACCAAGAAGCCCCCCAGCGCUGCCCGCAACGAGGGACCGCCGAGGGAAUUUUCCGGCGGUUCUGACAAAAUCAAUGAUGCCAUUUACGUCCCGUCAGAUGCAGUAGGUAUGAUCAUCGGCAAAGGGGGCCCUGGCGAAGUCCAGCGGGAGAUUGCGCUCAUUGGUACCCGAGAUAGUAUCGCUCGUGCUAAGCAAGCUAUUGACGAGAAAGUAGAAGCAGUGCGACAGAAGAGCAGCGGUAGCGGUGGCCCCCCCGGCGGCCGAGGUCGCGGACCGCAGGAUGAUCGACCGAGCUACUCCCAGCAGGGUCCCGACUCGUCUACUAACCAACCUCCCCAGUCUUCUUCAGCCGAUGGCUCAGAUCCGUAUGCCCAAUAUGGUGGCUAUCAAAACUAUGUCGCUCUCUGGUAUCAAUCCUUGAUGUACCAGCAGCAGCAACAGGGGGGACAAGCGACACCUCCCUCCGGAGGCCCUCCUGCCGGUGCCCCUCCCCCCGGAGCCCAGUAA